This is a messenger RNA of Trichomonas vaginalis G3, 1986 nucleotides long. Its product is annotated as protein ubiquitination. The record is from RefSeq and is a predicted model, not a curated record. Gene Ontology annotation, molecular function: protein binding. Bases 1 to 1986 code for a protein of 661 amino acids. The transcript has a single exon. NCBI's taxonomy places the organism in Eukaryota, Parabasalia, Trichomonadida, Trichomonadidae.
AUGAUUGUUCUAAAAUCUCCAGAAUUUAUAAAUGAUAUUGCAAUUAAAGUACAGCAAGAAGAAGGAGGACGUGUCACUUCUUACAAGCUUGCCCCUUUUAAUUUAUUCUACGCCUCACACAAGCUUAGAAACGAAUUUAUUGGCAAAUACAUCGAAGAUCCCAUACAUAUUGGAACUAUAUCUGAUAAAGAAUCGUUUAAGAAAUUUCUUGAAUUGAUGUACAAUAAAGAAACACAUGUUUCUAAAGAACAAUUAAUACAAAUUAUUAAAUUUGCGAAAGACUUAGAAGCAAGCAUAUUUUAUCCAUGUCUAAUUGAUGCUUGUUCCAAUAGUGGUCUCUAUUCUGAACAAAGAGAACUAGAAGAUUUAAAUGAAAAAUAUAAGAAUCAAAUUGAUCCAAAAGAUAUCAACUUAUAUGCAGAUAAUAUCAACGAUGUACUAGAAAGCAUGCCUGAAGUUAAAAGAUGCCAAGCAAUACUACAAAUGAAUUUAGAAACUUUGCAAAAAAUUGACAGAGCGAAAUUUAACUAUCCUUUGUUAGAUACGAUUUAUAAUCUACAGCAACAGCUUGAGGACAGAGCAAUUCAAGAGCAAACUGUUCAAACUCAAUUUGAAUCAAUAUCUGAAUCAGAAUCUGACACAGAAGCGAAAAUGGCAGAUGUUUACAAGGACGACUCGAAUAUUCCGAUACAGAACAAGGUAAUUCACGAAGAUGACGACUACAAUACCGUUGAAGAAAAAGAAGAUUUUCCUCCAAAGCCUCCAGCACGUAAAAAGCCCAUUUUAAACCCGAACGAGUUGAGAAAAGAGUCAGAAGAUAUUCAAAAACAUCCAAAACAGUUCGUUCAAGAUGAAAUAAUUCCAUUAGAUUAUAGUCUUGAGAGAGCUAUCAGGAAAAACAACUUAACAGAGUUCAAGGCACUUAUAAAAUUAAAUAAAAAGCAGAUUAAUGCUCAAAAUCAAAAUAAUCAGCUACAAGGUCCAAUUCAUUUGGCAGCAAUCAACGAUAGGCUGGAUAUUAUGAUUGAAAUUCUUCAGCAUCCAGAUGUAAAUGUAAAUCUCCAGGAUUCUCAGAAAAAAACGGCACUUUUCCAUGCAAUUGAAAAUAAGAGAGUACAAAUCAUAGACAGGUUGCUCAAAGACGAAAGGGUAGACUUGGAAGCUCAAAUGAAAGAUGGUAGAACGGUUAUGCAUUUAAUUGUAGAAAAAGAAGAUUUCACGACCCUCAGAAAAAUUGCAAGGAAAGGUAAUAUCGAGAAAUUGUUAGCGAUUAAGGAUAAUUUAGGAAAUUCGCCAUUCCAUUAUUGUAUUUUGAAAGGAAAAGAAAAAUCUCUUGAUGAAUUGGAAAAAAUAAUGCCUGAGUACGACGUAAACGACCAAAAUAAGGAGGGCUUGACGAUGUUGCACCUCGCUGCUGCAUUAAGAAGAACAACCCUUCUAAUUCGUCUUCUUGAAAAUCCAACGAUUGAUGUCAACAUACAAGACAACAAAUCGAAGACAGCAGCUUUCACAGCAGGUGACAACCAAAAUUUCGAGGAAUUUAAGGAGAUUGUAAAAAAGGAUGAUUAUGAUAUUGACGCAAAAAGUGAAAAAGGUUUGACACUUUUCUUAUAUUUGGUCCUCAACAAAAAGGACUACAAAUUUAUCGAAUUCCUGCUAGAAGAAAAGCCGGAUGUCAUUAAGCAGCAAGAUGAAUUAGGAAGAACUGCUUUACAUAUCAUGAUUUCAACAAAGAAUUUAGAGAUGUUCAAUACUUUUAUAGAACACCCUGGUGUUGACCAAAUUCUCAAUAUGGUUGAUAGAGAUAAAAGAACCCCGCUUCAUAUUGCAGCUAUUAACAACGAAAAUCCAGAUUACGUUGAAAGACUUGUUAAAUUCAACAAACUAGAUAAAAACGCUAGAGAUGUUACAAAUAAGACUGCAUAUGAGUAUGCAAAGACGAAGAAAAUACAAUCUAUUUUGAUGAAAUACACUAAUAUUAAUUAA